Kazachstania africana CBS 2517 is the source of this 1644-nucleotide messenger RNA. RefSeq lists its product as uncharacterized. Gene Ontology annotation, biological process: transmembrane transport. The record is from RefSeq and is a predicted model, not a curated record. Gene Ontology annotation, molecular function: transmembrane transporter activity. Gene Ontology annotation, cellular component: membrane. NCBI's taxonomy places the organism in Eukaryota, Fungi, Ascomycota, Saccharomycetes, Saccharomycetales, Saccharomycetaceae. Bases 1 to 1644 code for a protein of 547 amino acids. The transcript has a single exon.
AUGCUAAAGCUCUACAGAAAAAAACUUAAACAACAGGAGGAGGAAAAAAAUCCAAUUGAGGACUUUCAAACAACAACAGUAACGGCCCAAACUUCUCUUGAUGUGCUUUCUGACUCAGUUAAAAAAGAUCAGAUAAGUAUCACUGAUGAUGAUGUUUCAUCCAUUUCGAAUAAUUCCAAAUGGCAAGACCCAACAUACUUUAAAUCCAGCUGGCAGGAAUAUACCUUCAUAGGAACAUGUAUGCUAGCAAAUCUUUUGAACCAAGCUGGCCAAACGCAAACUCUUUCAACCAUGAAUGUGCUGGCAGAUUCGCUCAAUUCUGAUGGUGCUGCAAAGACCUGGUUAAUGGCUUCUUUCACCCUAGCAUCUGGCUCAUUUAUUUUGGUAAGUGGCAGAAUAGGUGACAUAUAUGGUCUAAAAGCUACUUUUAUUGGAGGUAAUAUCAUCUUCUGCAUUUGGUCCAUUCUUUGCGGUGUUUCAAAAUAUACCGAAAAUGUAACCUUCUUUAUUAUCUGUCGUGCGUUCCAAGGAUUAGGUGUAGCCUUCGUCUUACCAAAUGUCAUGGGCCUUGUCGGUAAUAUCUACAAUGUUGGAUCUAUGCGUAAAAAUAUUGUUAUCAGUUUUAUCGGUUGUAUGGCCCCCGUUGGUCAGACAUUUGGUGGUAUGUGGGGUGGACUCAUCGUUGAUUCAAACAAAGAUCAAUGGCCUUGGAUUUUUUUUGCUACUGCCAUAGCUGUUUUUAUCAAUUUGAUUAUGGGGAUUUACUCGAUACCUAACCAUGUUCCCACAAACAUCUACAAUUUGAAGAUGGAUUGGAUUGGGUCUCUGCUCGGCGUUAUUGGUUUAAUUCUAAUGAACUUUGUUUGGAAUCAGGCCCCAAUUUCUGGAUGGUCAAAGGCAUAUAUUAUAGUAAUAUUGAUUGUUGCAGUCUUUUUCUUAGUGGCUUUCUUUAUUUACGAGUUAAAAAAAGCAGAAUCACCAUUAUUACCACCAGAAGUAACUAAAAAUCGUCAUAUUGUCACAAUCAUCAUCUCGCUGUUCCUUGGAUGGGGUGCCUUUGGAAUUUGGACUUUUUACUACUAUGCGUUCAACCUGAAUUUAAGACAUUUCAGUCCAUUAUGGGCAGGCAGCACUCAUUUCGUAUUCAUUAUAUUUGGAUCUUUGACUGCCAUAACUGUUGCAUUCACAAUCAACAAAGUGGGUCCAUCAGUUUUAUUUUGCUUAUCUUCCAUUGGCUUUACCUGUGGUAAUAUAAUAUUCAGUGUUACCUCUCCAGAUCAAACAUAUUGGCGUAACAGUUUAGGCAUGCAAAUCAUUUUAGCUCUUGGAAUGGAUUUAUCCUUUCCCGGCUCCUCCAUUAUUUUAAGUGAUUUAUUACCUAUGCAAUACCAGGGAAUGUCGGGUUCUUUAGUCAAUACUAUCACUAAUUAUGCAACAUCUUUAUGCUUAGGUAUGGGUACAACCGCAGAAGUUCAAUAUAAUAACGGAGGAAAGGAUGUAUUGAAAGGGUAUAGAGCUGCCCUUUAUGUUGCAAUUGGUCUAGGUGCAUUGGGUUUUGCAUUUUCGUUUUCUUAUAUGGCAGAAGAUUUAUGGAUCAGAUACAGGAAGAGAAGGCAAAAUGAAAAAAAGGAAGAUAAAUGUUAG